Messenger RNA from Dichomitus squalens LYAD-421 SS1, 1059 nucleotides. RefSeq lists its product as uncharacterized. Gene Ontology annotation, biological process: carbohydrate metabolic process. The record is from RefSeq and is a predicted model, not a curated record. The annotation marks the transcript as partial. The transcript has 2 exons. Lineage: Eukaryota; Fungi; Basidiomycota; Agaricomycetes; Polyporales; Polyporaceae.
CUCACGAAGUUUCGGAACGCCCUGCAGUCCGUCUACGGCCCCUUCGACGCCCUUUCUCAUGCCCAAGUGGCAGCAUGGACGCCACCACCUAUGGCCGAGGGCCAUCGGGGUCGCUACCUCUGGACCGAUGCCUUCGGAGUGCUCAACCUCCUCACGCUCGGCGCCCUCACCUCCGAGCCGCGCUACACGACGCUCGCCGCGCGCCUCAUAGACACGGUGCACGACACCCUCGGCCGCACGCGCGACGGCACCCGUCGCCUCCCCGGAGCGACCGACGAACAUCCGCUCGUGGGUGGGCUCCGGAUCGGGAAGGAGGAAGAGGAAGAUGACCCGGGAGGGGACGGAGACGGGCAGUACCACCACUACUUGACCGUCUGGAUGUUCGCGCUGAACCGGAUGGCACGCGUCUCAGGCGAGCGGCAGUACAAUGACCUCGCGAUCGAGCUCGCCAAGGCCAUUCACCGGCGCUUCGUCCGGGAGCGAGACAGCCCGCGGCCGAGGAUGUAUUGGAAGAUGAGCAUCGACCUUAGCCGGCCCAUGGUGCGCUCCGAGGGGAACCUCGACCCGAUAGAUGGCUAUGUCGUAUACAACCUGCUGCAAAAAGAUCGUGAAGACGACAAAACUAUCUUGAAGCAAGAAAUUGAGGACUACAAGCGCAUCCUAGAGACGAAGUGGAGGGGGUACGUAUCGGACGACCCGCUUGACCUUGGAAUGACCAUGUGGACUGCCCACUGGUUCGGCGAGAAGGAGGGAUGGGCGACGGAACUGUCAAGGAGGGCCGUUGUCUGCCUUCGCGCCCUCGUGGAGGAAGAGAAGUACUUCGAUGCUCCCGCUCGCUUCCGACUGGCCUUCCGAGAGUUCGGGACGUGUCUUGGGGUCCAGUGCCUUCGUAAUGCGGUGGCAGAUGAUUUCACGGGAGUGAAUGAGAAGGCGUAUUGGGAUCAACUGGUCGAGAAGAUUAUGACAACGUGGACGCCUAGUCUCGAGAAGGACCCUCCUGCGAUCAAACUUGAAUUGCAGCCCAUUACAAUGGUGAUGUAUGCGACUGCGCUCAUCCCG